AUAAAGGGUUCAGUUGUUAAAAAAAAGUUGUCCUAAUAAAUUUUAAUAAAAUAUUUAAAAAGAUGCAUUUCAAUACUGGGCAAUUAACGGGUAAUUUUGUACCUGAAAAUGAUAGUAGCAAUAGCAGCGAUAUGAGUAGUGAUAGUGAUAUGUUAAGUGACAGUAGUUCGGAUUCGGAUACAGAUAUAGAAUCUAACGAAGGAUCUUCCAAUGCUAAUAUAAAUCAAGAUUCAGUAGCUCCAGGUAGCAGCAGAGAAGGCUUAACAUUAAAUGAAGAAGAAGAAGAAGAUGAGACUAUAAAAGCAAUACUUAGAAACACAAAAUUGAACAGAUCUCAUCCUCCGACAAUUGCAUUAGACGAUUUUGUAGUAGAUAUAUGUUUUCAUCCUCAAAAUGAUAUGAUCGCUGUGGCUAAUAUUUUAGGAGAUAUUGCGUUAUAUAAAUAUACUAACGAAACAACAGAACUUGUAUCAUCCAUAGAAUCACAUCUGAAAGCUUGCAGAGAUAUCGAGUUUGAUCAUGAUGGUAAAAUUCUAUAUUCUACUGCUAAAGAUUUAUCCAUAAUGAUGACCGAUGUGGAAACAGAAAAAUUAGUAAGAUUCUAUGAAAAUGCUCAUGAACAACCUGUAUAUACGAUGACCAUUUUAGGAGAGCACACAUUUGCAACAGGAGACGAUGAUGGCGUAGUUAAAAUGUGGGAUAUCAGACAAAAUGGAAAUACUCCUGUAUUUUCGAUAAAACAAAUGGAAGACUAUGUUAGUGCUAUGAUUACGAAUAAGGACAACAAAUAUUUAGUAUGUGCUAGCGGAGAUGGUUCACUCACAACGUUUAAUAUGCCUGCAAAAAAACUACAUAUUCAGUCUGAAGAAUACGAAGAAGAAUUAUUAUGCCUUGGUUUAUUUAAAUAUGAGACAAAGGUUUUAACCGCUACUAUCAAAGGAAAAAUGUAUGUAUUCAAUUGGGGAGAAUUUGGUCUUCAUUCGGAUGAAUUUCCUAGCUUAACCAAAAAAGCUUUAAAUUGUAUGAUACCAAUUACCGAGAAUAUUGCAAUAACUGGUGGUGAAGAUGGAAUGCUUAGAGCUACAAGUUUAUUUCCGCAUCAGCAUCUCGGUGUGGUAGGCCAGCAUAAUUUUCCAAUAGAAGCUCUCGAUGUUAAUAAAGAUGGUACAUUGAUAGCAUCCUCAUCUCAUGACAACACCAUCAAAUUUUGGAACGUAGAGUAUUUGGAAUCAUUAAGUAUCUAUGAAGGCAUAAAGGGUGAUAAACUAAAACGAAUUAAACAUAAUUUACCAAGUAGUAAGGUUGACAAUGCGUCAGAUUUUUUCGCAGACCUUUGAUAAAUAUUUUUAUUAUCAUUAUUAUUAUUAAUAUUUUUGUCGUUGCAGUUAUUUCUUUUCAUACAUAAGCAUAUAAUUUUGUUAUAUGCAUUUAAAAUAAACGUAUACCAAAUGUAUCUGAAUAUCUCUUCAAUAUUUUGAAGAAUUUGAAUACAUUAUAUUAUUUUUAAACUUGUAUUAUAAAUAAAAAUAAAUUUAAACACUAAUAAAACUUAUUUU
This is a messenger RNA of Polistes dominula (European paper wasp), 1556 nucleotides long. Its product is annotated as WD repeat-containing protein 55 homolog. The record is from RefSeq and is a predicted model, not a curated record. Lineage: Eukaryota; Metazoa; Arthropoda; Insecta; Hymenoptera; Vespidae. Gene Ontology annotation, molecular function: protein binding.